Messenger RNA from Hypanus sabinus (Atlantic stingray), 1791 nucleotides. Its product is annotated as zinc finger protein 239-like. Bases 557 to 1738 code for a protein of 393 amino acids. Gene Ontology annotation, cellular component: nucleus. Lineage: Eukaryota; Metazoa; Chordata; Chondrichthyes; Myliobatiformes; Dasyatidae. The record is from RefSeq and is a predicted model, not a curated record. The transcript is spliced from 3 exons.
GGGGACAUUGGUGGGGAGAACUCCAGUAUCCCUGACACCCUCACCUACAAGAUGUGCACCCAGCUGCACUUUGAGGAGUUGGAGCUGAAAAUGGAUGAAUUUUGGAUCAUCCACCAGUUGGAGGGGGUGAUAGAUAUGACAUGAAGAGAGGUUAAAAAUGACAAGGAAUUUGCCUACGGGAAUCUCGAACACAACACGCUAGUUUUGCUGUCUCUGUCCAGAUAUUUAAGAAGUGGAGCAAGAGAUUCACUCGAUCAUCCUUCCUGCUCAGACUGUGGGGAGGGAUUCACUCGAUCAUCUGACCAACUGACAAGCCCAUUAGUUUACAUGGGGGGAGCCCAUUCAUCUGCUCAGACAGUGGGAAUGGAUUCACUCGGUCAUCUCAACUGAAGGUACAUCAGCAAGUUCACACUGGGCAAGGCCAUUCACCUGUUCUGUGAGUGAGAAAGGAUUCAGUUGGUCUUCCCACCUGCGGACACACCAGUCAGUUCACACUGGGCAGAGGCUGGUCAUCUGAGGAAUUUGUGGAGAAGGAUUGACUCGGUCAUCUGUCCUAAUGGCUCACAAGCGAGUUCACACCGGGGAGAGGCCGUUCACCUGCUCAGACUGUGGGAAAGGAUUCACUUCCACAUAUAAGUUACUGAGACACCAGUCAGUUCACACUGGGGAGAGGCCAUUCACCUGCUCAGUCUGUGGGAAGGGAUUCGCUCAGACAUCUCAACUGAAGGUACAUCAGCGAGUUCACACUGGGGAGAGGCCAUUCGCCUGCUCGGACUGUGGGAAGGGAUACGCUCAGUCAUCUCAACUGAAGGAACAUCAGCAAGUUCACACUGUGGAGUGGCCAAUCACCUGCUUGGACUGCGGGAUAGGAUUCGCUUCGUCAUCCCAUCUGAAGAUACAUCAGCGAGUUCACACUGGUGAGAGGCCGUUCACCUGCUCAGACUGUGGGAAGGGUUUCACUUCGUCAUCCCAUCUGAAGGUACAUCAGCGAGUUCACACUGGGGAGAGGCCAUUCACCUGCUCAGACUGUGGGAAGGGAUUCAUUUCAUCAUCCCAUCUGAAGGUACAUCAGCGAGUUCACACUGGGGAGAGGCCAUUCACCUGCUCGGACUGUGGGAAAGGAUACUCUCAGUUAUCUCAACUGAAGGCACACCAGGGAGUUCACACCGGAGAGUGGCCAAUCACCUGCUCGGACUGCGGGAAGGGAUUUGCUUCGUUAUCCCAUCUGAAGAUACAUCAGCGAGUUCAUACCGGAAAGUGGCCAAUCACCUGCUCAGACUGUGGGAAGGGAUUCCCUUCGUUAUCCCAACUGAAGAUACAUCAGCGAGUUCACACUGGUGAGAGACCAUUCACCUGCUCAGACUGUGGGAAGGGAUUCACUCGUUCAUCCCAUCUGCAGAUACAUCAGCGAGUUCACACUGGGGAGAAGCCGUUCACCUGCUCAGUCUGUGGGAAGGGUUUCACUUCAUCAUCCCAACUGAAGGUACAUCAGCAAGUUCACACUGGGGAGAGGCCGUUCAAUUGCUCAGAGUGUGGGAAGGGAUUCACUCGGUCAUCCCAACUACUGGCACACCAGCAAGUUCACACUGGGGAGUGGCCUUUCACCUGCUCAGAAUGUGGGAAAGGAUUCACUAAGUCAUCCAUCUUACUGGUACAUCGGUGGCUCCCGUUUUUCGGACGUUCGCUUUACGACAGCUCACUGUUACGAAAGACCUACAUUAGUACCUGUUUUUGCUAACCAAAGAGGAUUUUCACUUUUAUGAUAAAGAUGAUGACUGCUUUAUACGUGAG